AUGACUUCCGACAUCACCUCAGGUUUUGCAGCAGUUGCAACUGCUCUGGAGCACGAGGGCCAGCUCCGGGAGCGACUCCGUCUGCAACGAGACGAACUUGAUGUUGCGGUGCGCUCUCUGGAGACGCAACUCAGUCGACUCCACUACGAGGUGGACUGGUCGGACGCGGUUGCAGGCGCUCGUCAGCAACUGCGAACGAUAGGGUCAGGUUUUCUUGAGUUACAGAGCCUCGUGCCCGAGGGCAUGUUCUACAAGUACAACGAUCUAUGGCGCCAGUGCAGCAUCCACAUCGUGCAGAGCUGCUUGCUCAUUCGGUUCUUUGAAACGGUCCACGCACCGGGGCCCCAGUUCAGUGACAAUCUCGACCAGAGUCAAGCAAACGACAGCGUCGAAACUUGCACUGCAGCUCUGGUGACAAAAGACGAGGUGCUUGAGAUGCUCGACGGUGAAAAGGCGCCGACACAACCUGCACUGCGUCUCGACCUUGAGGAAUACCUGCUGGGCCUGUGCGGCGGUAUUCAGGAGCUCGCGCGGCUCGCGGCGAACCGGGUUGUACUGGGCGACUAUGCAACCCCGCGCAAGCUCGCUUUUUUCUGCAACCAGGUCUAUGCAGGCUUUCGACUGUUAAACUUUCGGAAUGACUCUCUUCGCCGCAGCUACGAUGCACUGAAAUACGCGAUUCAGCGACUUGAUAGCAUUCUGUAUGACUUGCGCAUUCGCAAGUUGUCGUGA
Cyanidioschyzon merolae strain 10D is the source of this 732-nucleotide messenger RNA. Its product is annotated as similar to DNA/RNA-binding protein translin/TB-RBP. The transcript has a single exon. Gene Ontology annotation, molecular function: single-stranded DNA binding; RNA binding; sequence-specific DNA binding. Gene Ontology annotation, biological process: RNA metabolic process. The record is from RefSeq and is a predicted model, not a curated record. Bases 1 to 732 code for a protein of 243 amino acids. Lineage: Eukaryota; Rhodophyta; Bangiophyceae; Cyanidiales; Cyanidiaceae. Gene Ontology annotation, cellular component: cytoplasm; nucleus.